Parnassius mnemosyne (clouded apollo) is the source of this 957-nucleotide messenger RNA. Lineage: Eukaryota; Metazoa; Arthropoda; Insecta; Lepidoptera; Papilionidae. The record is from the annotation of a GenBank genome assembly.
AUGUUUUACGUAAUUGCUUUCGCGGUAAUUGGGGCCUUGUCCUUGUCAUGGUUUAUUAUCGAUGCUUUAUGGAGUCCUUUACAGUUAAUAUUGUCGUAUCUGACGCCCUAUUUUCUGCCAAUGGAAGAACAGUCCCUUAAGCAAAAAUACGGAUCUUGGGCGGCUAUCACAGGCAGCACGGAUGGAAUCGGCAAGGAAUAUGCCAUGGAACUGGCACAACGAGGCUUAAACAUUGUCCUCAUCAGUCGAAAUGAGGAGAAGCUGAACAACGUAGCCCGGGAGAUAGAAAAGCAGUACAGCGUGAAAACAAAGACUAUUGUGGCCGACUUCAGCGCCGGUAUCGAAGUGUACCGACAUAUCGAGGAGCAGCUCAAAGAUAUUCCUCUUGGAGUUUUAGUGAACAACGUGGGGGUCCAAUAUGAAUAUCCGGCGUGGCUGUGGGAAGUGCCGCAGACGAAAUUAUGGGAGAUCAUCAAUGUGAAUGUGGGAGCGGUGACGUCGAUGACGCGGAUUGUGUUGCCGGGCAUGAUGGAGCGCGGCCGCGGAGCUAUAGUCAACGUCUCUUCGGGUUCCGAGUUGCAGCCGCUACCGCUCAUGACGGUCUACGCCGCGUCCAAGGCGUACGUGCGCAGCCUGACGCUGGCGGUGCGCGAGGAGGCGGCAGCGCGCGGCGUGCACGUGCAGCACGUGGCGCCGCUGUUCCUGGCCACCAAGAUGAACGCGUUCUCGCCGAGCCUGCUGCGCGCCGGCGCGCUCGUGCCCGACGCACGCACCUACGCGCGCCACGCCGUCGCCACGCUGGGCCGCGUGCACCACACCACCGGCUACUGGCUGCACGGCCUACAGUAUUUCUCUAUGAAGUUAGCCCCUGAAUGGAUAAGGAUCAAAAUAGGCAUGCACAUAAACAAAUACUUCAGGAAUGAGUACUUGCAGAAUAGCAGGGUGGAGGCACGCUGA